Molecule: messenger RNA, 1624 nt
Organism: Olea europaea var. sylvestris
Lineage: Eukaryota; Viridiplantae; Streptophyta; Magnoliopsida; Lamiales; Oleaceae
Product: lysine histidine transporter-like 8
Exons: 4
Coding region: 398-1438 (346 amino acids)
Cellular component (GO): plasma membrane
Source: RefSeq, a predicted model, not a curated record
GAAACAUGAAAAUAUACUGGAAUUUAUCAUUUCCUCCAGGUCCAACCAAUUUUGAGAAUAGCCUCAAAAGAAAAGAAAAGAAAAGAAAAAGAAAAAAGGUGCACUAAACUACCCUGCAACUUCACAUUUAUCACCCCCAAUCCCCGGGGACACAGAGCUCGGCAGGAACCUGUCACUGUCCAACAUUAAUAGAGAUUCGUGCAAAAGAACUCAUCAGCGGCUAGGAUCAUACUUUUGCAAACUCUCAUGCACACAUUUUCACACUCUUUUUCAGGUUCCCAUCGCACAUUCACAUUAGUAUUCUCAAUCAGUCAGUCGUCGUCGCUCCCUUCAAUUUAUUCUUCUCAUUUCAAAAGUUUCCCCAGACUUACUGCUCCACGUUCAAGAGUAUUGCACUAUGGAAGAGAGGCCAGAGACUGAGCUGAUAUCAAUACCAGCGACCCCACGUACGUCCACACCAGGGAUACUGACGCCGGCAGGGCUGAGGUCGCCACGGGUUGUCCCAAAAGAGGCGACCGGCGGCUCCACCAAGUCAUGGACGCCGAGCUCAUUCUUGAGCCCAAUUGGGACUCCGGUGAAGAGGGUGCUGAUAAAUAUGAAGGGUUACUUGGAGGAAGUGGGGCAUUUGACUAAGCUUAAUCCACAGGAUGCUUGGCUUCCCAUUACUGAGUCUCGGAAUGGGAAUGCGCAAUAUGCUGCUUUUCAUAAUCUCAAUGCGGGUGUGGGUUUCCAGGCCUUGGUCUUGCCUGUUGCUUUCGCCUUUCUUGGGUGGUAUGCAUUUUUAAACUCAAAGAAAAUAAAUUUAGUUCUCGAAAUUCAGGCAACUAUUCCAUCAACCUUCAAGAGACCGGCUCAUGUGCCAAUGUGGAGGGGAGCCAAGGUUGCCUAUUUCUUCAUUGCCAUUUGCAUAUUCCCGGUUGCCAUUGGAGGUUAUUGGGCCUACGGAAAUCUCAUGCCUUCUGGAGGAAUGCUUAAUGCAUUAUUUGCAUUUCACAGUCGCGAUAUUCCAAGAGGACUUCUUGCUAUGACAUUUCUUCUUGUCGUUUUUAACUGCUUGAGCAGUUUCCAGAUAUAUUCAAUGCCUGUGUUCGACAGUUUUGAAGCCGGCUACACCAGCAGGACGAACCGGCCUUGCUCAAUUUUUGUGCGUUCUGGCUUCAGAGUAUUUUAUGGGUUCAUCUCCUUGUUGAUAGGUGUUGCACUUCCAUUCCUCUCGAGCCUUGCUGGUUUAUUAGGAGGACUCACUCUUCCAGUUACCUUCGCUUACCCAUGCUUCAUGUGGGUUCUCAUUAAAAAGCCAACAAAAUACACCUUCAAUUGGUAUUUCAACUGGAUCCUUGGUUGGUUGGGUAUUGCUUUUAGCUUGGCCUUCUCCAUUGGGGGUAUUUGGAGUAUUGUGAACACUGGGCUUAAGCUGAAAUUCUUUAAGCCUAACUAAGAAUGAAGUGAAGCACACCAUUUCAGAUGUACUUUUUCUACUAUGGAAUCUUAAUUUAGCAGAUAUUAUCUUAUGAGUUUGAUCAUAGCUAUAUUGCUAGCGUGCAUUUCUGAAUUGAUACAUAAAAUCUGAAACUUGUUUAUAAAUUUGUAAUCCAUAGUCCCAUAUCAUUUUCCAUUUACUUUA